Messenger RNA from Onychostoma macrolepis, 2692 nucleotides. RefSeq names its product tripartite motif-containing protein 16-like. The coding region runs from base 692 to 2437 and encodes 581 amino acids. The transcript is spliced from 6 exons. The record is from RefSeq and is a predicted model, not a curated record. Gene Ontology annotation, molecular function: protein binding; zinc ion binding. Lineage: Eukaryota; Metazoa; Chordata; Actinopteri; Cypriniformes; Cyprinidae.
UACAUACUGCAUACUAUAAAUAGUUGAAUAAACUGAGACUGUACCUUACACAAAUACUGUGAAAUUGUGCAAAAGAGAUAUUUUGAGGGAAGCAGCGCAUAAUGCAAGAUGAUUGUAGUGCAACGCACAAAUAAACAUAUAAUCAUAUUGAGAACAAAGUAAUAUUAUCAUUAUUUGGUCUUUAAGUCUAACCUCUCACGUCUCUUACAGUAGCUUGUUCUGUAACUACAUUCUCAAACAGAAAGGAAAAAACAUAGGCCUAUACAUCUUUUACAGAACUGUUUUUAAAACACUUUUCAUCAAUCAAACAUUUCUGUCUCAGACUUGAGAACUAAAGUCCUGAUUUAAUAAUAUCAUAGGUCUCAUGAUCAGAUGUUUGUGAUCCUCUCUCGCUCUCUGCUGCCCAAACCACAGAACAUCAUCUCAUCAUCAGCUCAAAUCUUCAUCUCAUUCAGAGUUAAUGAAAGUCAUUCUUCUUUACUGUAUACAACACAAUGGAAGAAGAGCAGUUGACUUUAUUAAUCAAUAUAUGACUUCAUGUUCUGAUACAUUAUGUCUGAUACCAAUGUAACUAAUGUUGAUAUUAAUCCUGACUGUGGAUGUCCUUUACUGCACGAUCCUCCAGAUGAUGAUGAAGAGAGCACAGACUGCCGUGUAGUUUUGCACACGUCUCUCAAACACAAACCAGGAAAUGACUUCGCUGUUUCUGGAGAGAGAAAGUGAAAGUGAAGCGUCUCUCUUUCACACAAACUCACACACAAUGGCAGAAGCCAGUAUUCCAGUGGAUCAGGAUCAGUUCACGUGUCCAGUGUGUCUGGAUCUGCUGAAGGAUCCGGUGGCCAUUCCCUGUGGACACAGUUACUGUAAGAGCUGUAUUACAGGCUGCUGGGAUCAGGAGGAUCAGACGAGAGUCUACAGCUGUCCUCAGUGCAGACAGACCUUCAGCUCCAGACCUGCUUUAGCUACUAAUGUCCUGCUGGCUGAAAUGCUGGAGAAACUGAAGAAGACCAGACUCCAAACCGCUGAUAGUGACGCUGGAUCCGGAGAUGUGGAGUGUGACGUCUGUACUGGGACCAAACUCAAAGCUGUCAAGUCCUGUCUGGUGUGUCUGAACUCUUACUGUCACGAUCACCUUCAGCAACAUGAGAGUUUCUUCAGAAGCAAGAAACACAAACUGACCGAAGCCACUGGACGACUGCAGGAGAUGAUCUGCUCGAAGCACCAAGAACAGCUCAAACUCUACUGCAGAACUGACCAGCGGUGCAUCUGUUAUCCGUGUUUGAUGGAUGAACACAAGAACCACGAAACUGUGACCGCAGAAGCAGAGAGGACCGAGAAACAGAGGAUCCUGAAGGAGACACAAGUGAAAUAUCACGAGAGAAUCCAGCAGAGAGAGGAAGAGCUGAAGGAGCUGAGAGCGGCUGUGGAGUCUCAUGAGCGCUCUGCACAGACAGCAGUGGAGGACAGCGAGAGGAUCUUUACUGAGCUCAUCCGCUCCAUCGAGAGAAGCCGCUCUGAGCUGAUACGGCUGAUCAGAGAUCAGGAAAAGCAAGCAGUGAGUCGAGCUGAAGGACGACUGGAGCGACUGGAGCAGGAGAUCAAUGAUCUGAGGAGGAGAGACGCUGAGCUGGAGCAGCUUUCACACACACAGGAUCACAUCCAGUUCCUGCAGAGUUUCCAGUCGUUCUCCGUCUCUCCUGAAUCUACAGACGAACCCAUCACCAUCAGCUCUCUCCUCUCGUUCAGUCAUGUGGAGAAAUCUGUUUCUGAACUGAAAGAAAAACUGGAGGAUUUCUGCAAAGAAGAGAUUGAACAGAUAUCUGGCAGAGUAACAUACAGUGACAUUAUUCCUCUCAAAGAAGCGAAGACCAGGCCAGAGUUCCUGCAGUAUCGCAGGUUUCUGACUCUGGAUCCAAACACAGUGAAUAAACACAUCCGUCUGUCUGAGAGAAACAGAGCAGCUGCUGUCACUGACUCAGAUCAGCCGUAUCCUGAGCAUCCAGACAGAUUUGAUGAGCAUCCUCAGGUGUUGUGUAGAGAGAGUGUGUGUGGACGCUGUUACUGGGAGAUCGAGUGCAGUGGAGAUGAUGGUGUGGAGAUAUCAGUGUCAUAUAAGAGCAUCAGCAGGAAGGGAGACGGUGUUGAGUGUGUGUUUGGAUCUAAUAAUCAGUCCUGGAGUUUGAUCUGCACUCCCUCCAGAUACUCAUUCUAUCACAAUAACAUAGAGACUGAUCUCUCUGUGGAGCCCAUCAGCAGGAGAAUAGGAGUGUUUGUGGACCACAGAGCAGGAACUCUGUCCUUCUACAGCGUCUCUGACACAAUGAGCCUCAUCCACACAGUCCAGACCACAUUCACUCAGCCGCUCUAUCCUGGGUUUUAUGUUUAUACUGCAUCAUCAGUGAAACUGUGUGAUCUAACAGCAGAGAUAGAAACCUGAGUCUGUGACUUGGACUCGAGUCACACAGAAGUCACAAAAAAAAAAACCAAACAAAAAAAAAACACUUGACUUGGACUUCUGAAGAUCUGACUCGAGACGUGACUUAGAUUUAAAGACAGACUGAAAACACAAGUCAUUUUGUGUCAUGAUCCUCUUGUUUAAGGAUUGCGGAGCUGAAGUUUGCUGGUUUUUCUGUUCACCCAUAUUUGAUUUACCUUUUGUUAAUAAACGCUGCUUGUGCUUGGAUCCACCGUC